AUGCAUUCUGUCUUUCAUCUGCUUCUGUUAUCUUCCCUUUGCUCUUCAGUUCAAGGUGGGGUCGUAUCAAAUCAUUUUUUAUAUUUUAUUUGAAUGCUAGGCGUGUUUGCCCGAAAUCACAAAGGACGAUUAAAACCUGUUCAACUUGUUGAGAAACGCCGUUCCUCGGAUUCUCUUGACGAUGAUGCAUCUCCUUUUGAGGAUCCGAACAGCAAUCUGCUGAAUUAUAUUAAGUAAGGAGUUUCUUUUUUAUAUUUACUCAUGUCAAUUCAGACAUCGAGCAAGGCCGUACCGUCGACCAGUGCUCCAUCUAGAUGAAAUCACUCAUAUCCAUGUACGGGCAUCGUUAUAUCAGAUAGUAGAUUUGGUGCGUUUGCAUUUCAUUUUUAGACCCCUUUAUAGGAUCAACGUAACAACCUUGCUACCUUGUCGGCAUACUUUGAUGUACGAUGGACUGAUCCUUUCAUUGCCUGGAAUUCUUCUGAUUUUGGGGCGAAUGUGACAUUCGUGCCGGCCAGAUGGGUCUGGAAACCAGAAUUUUAUUUUUUCCACAGGUGAUUACCGCCGUGUCUGAUUAAUAGUAUUUAUUGUUACAGUAUCCAAGGCCGCACUCCAGAGUAUGAUUCGGAAGCCACGGCUGAAGUUAUGUACAACGGCACAGUCAGAAUGUUUGUCCCCAUCACAUCAAGGGCGCUGUGCCCCAUUAAUGGUAGCUAUUUGUAGAGUCGCUACAUUACUUUAAACAUCAUUUCAGUGAAAUAUUUUCCAUACGAUGUCCAAAAUUGCUCAUUCAAUGUAAGUUUAUAUAUUUUUAAGUUAACAUAGGGCAUACAUGACAUAUAUUAGGAGGAUUAACCAAGGAGUAGAGGACCGGAGAACUCCAGAAUCCCUUUGAAUGGGGAUCGGGGCCGGCAGUUCUGAAGCCAGAUUUUUACAUUGCCUCUCCAUCGAAUAGACCUUUUCCUUGA
Molecule: messenger RNA, 968 nt
Organism: Bursaphelenchus xylophilus (pine wood nematode)
Lineage: Eukaryota; Metazoa; Nematoda; Chromadorea; Rhabditida; Aphelenchoididae
Source: the annotation of a GenBank genome assembly